ACUUUACAGAGCCCAACGAGGGUGGGUCCCACCAAUCACAUCACAUAAAUCGAUCAUAAACUCCACGUGGCAUCAUACGCGUCGCUUGUUCCCUAUACCAUACGCUUCUCCAUAUUUUAUUUUAUUUCUUUAAAAAAAAGAAAAACUUUCUUCUCUCCUUUCCUGUCCAAAAGCAGCAGAAGCAAACUCAUCCAUAUUCCAUAUUUCAAUUUCGUCCGUCUCUCUCUUUGACGGAAAUCUAGACACACAAACCACAUCAAACCAAACCCAAGUUUCUGAACUGAGUCCAACUCAGGUUUGAAUUGAUUGCAACACAACAACGCCUUUUUUUUUUUUUUUUAACGUUUCCAUUCACAACUAUUUGGAAGUCUCUGGUAAUCUAUUACUGCUCUUCCGUUUUCUAAACUAGAAAAUUCAAAAGUAGGUCUGAAGAGCUACUUCAUAUUUUAGUUUGAUCAAAACAUUUUGUAUUGGUUUUCGCAAACUUUAAAAUGAUUUGUUUAGGAGUCAUGGUUUCAUGCAUCAUUCUCUUUUAUAUUUAACUGGGAUCAUAUUUAAAUUUUAUAUAUUUUAAAUUUUAGGUAAUGAGAUAGCCAUCCUUUGAUCAUUUUUCGUUUAUUUAAGGCCAUAAAUUUUGGUGCUAUGUAUCAAUUUGUCUGGUUUUCUUUUUUAUUUUCCUAAAAAGAACUCGUGUUGUGUCACUGUUCUGUAUUUUAAGUUAAAAAUCGUUUGAAGAGUGAUUGGAGACAUGAUAUUUGUGUAAUUAUCCGUUACCAAACAUGGAUUUUGGUUGACAUAUCCAUUUCUCUGUAAUUCGACACCUGGAAACGAGGAGCCAUCUUAUUAAGGCGGUGAGAGAGAGUAAAGGUGACACGUUAUAGAAUGGUAAGAAAAGUGGAGCUCCACCAGGGUGCUGCUGAGGACUUGAACGUCAGCUUUGAGAAGCUUAUGAUGCUCGGUGUUUGUGAUCGUAGUGGUGGAAAAGUGAAAAUGGAAGGUGGGGUUAUCACUGAUUGGAAGGAUAUUCCUAUGGAGCUGUUGUUGCAAAUCGUUUCGAUUGUGGAUGAUCAGACGGUGAUCAUGGCAUCUGGGGUGUGUCGUGGUUGGAGAGAUGCUAUUUCUCUCGGCCUCACCCAUCUCUCUCUAUCAUGGUGUAACAAGAAUAUGAACAACUUGGUCCUAUCACUUGCUCCUAAAUUCACAAAACUGCAAACUCUGAUUCUGCGUCAGGAUAAACCACAACUUGAGGACAAUGCUGUUGAGGCUAUAGCAAACUUCUGUCAUGAUUUGCAGAUCCUUGAUCUCAGUAAAAGCUUCAAGCUUAGUGAUGCCUCGCUAUAUGCUUUGGCUCGUGGUUGUCAAAACCUUACUAAACUCAAUAUCAGUGGCUGCCCUGCUUUCAGUGAUGUUGCUCUUGCACAUCUUGCUAGUUGUUGCAGAAACUUAAAAGUUUUCAAUCUCUGCGGAUGUGUGAAAACUGCAACAGACAGGGCUCUGCAGGCUAUUGGACGUUACUGCAAUCAGCUGCAGUCUUUAAAUCUUGGAUGGUGUGACAAUGUCAGUGAUGUUGGAGUUAUGAGUUUAGCAUAUGGUUGCCCUGAUCUUAGAACCGUUGACUUGUGCGGAUGUGUCCUUAUAACUGAUGAUAGUGUGAUUGCUUUGGCAAAUAGGUGUGUCCAUCUGAGAUCCCUUGGGCUGUACUACUGCCAGAACAUCACCGACAAGGCAAUGUAUUCUUUGGCCCAAAGUCGAGUGAAGAACAAACCUGAAACAUGGGACGAUGAGGAGGGGCUUAAAACUCUGAACAUUAGCCAAUGCACGGCGCUUACUCCUCCCGCUGUUCAGGCAGUGUGUGAUACAUUUCCUUCGCUUCACACUUGUUCAGGCAGGCAUUCACUCAUCAUGAGUGGCUGUUUGAAUUUAACAUCUGUUCAUUGUGCAUGCGCUUUCCAAGCUCAGUUCCGCAGCCCCACCAUGUUGCCUCCUUCAGCUCAUUAAAACUCACUGGGCUAUGUCAAUUGUCUCCUUUAGCCUCUCCAUAAAGAAGUGUCUUUCCCUUGUAGAUAUGUGUUUUAUGUCCAAGUGUUCAGAGACUGACUAGCUGCAAGGGUUUUUCAGAACCUGCAGACUAUGUGAAUUACUACUAUUUAACUUUUGCAAGAUUUUCAUUUAUGAAAUGGGAAAACUGGGUGUGGCUCCAAGCUUCUAGGCCCAGUAGUGUAUGUUAUGUGUGA
Messenger RNA from Cannabis sativa, 2234 nucleotides. RefSeq names its product F-box protein SKP2B. Lineage: Eukaryota; Viridiplantae; Streptophyta; Magnoliopsida; Rosales; Cannabaceae. Gene Ontology annotation, molecular function: protein binding. Gene Ontology annotation, biological process: SCF-dependent proteasomal ubiquitin-dependent protein catabolic process. The record is from RefSeq and is a predicted model, not a curated record. Bases 883 to 1998 code for a protein of 371 amino acids. Gene Ontology annotation, cellular component: SCF ubiquitin ligase complex. The transcript has 5 exons.